UAAUGGCCUCUGGAAUUGAAUACUUUAACCGUUGCGGACCCAAAUACCUUAGCAAUAUCGACUGGAACAACGCCCACCAUCGAAGGUCUGUAUCAGCCAGCUUGGUUGAAGGUGUUUACAUGCUUGAAGAAGAUCGACAAGCUAGACGUGGAGGCUUUCAAUGUGUUGCGCCACCAUGGUGGGAGUUUUUCAACUUCAAAGUGGUUAAUGCACUCGUUGAUGACAAUGAUAAAAGCAUCUUCGGUGCCACUUUCGAAUAUAAACCUUCAGCUUAUUCGUAUCAUCGUUCGAUGGAUCGAAGCCCUCGAUACUUAAUCGCCUUUCGAGGUACCUUAAUCAAGUUAGAACCGUUUGCAAGAGAUCUUAAGUUGGAUAUCGAUAUAAUUCGAAACGGACUUCAUCAAACUGAUUGUUUUAGGACCACCAUUAAAGUUGUUCUAGGUUUGGUGUCAGUGGUUGGGUCUUCAAAGGUGUGGUUAACCGGUCAUUCCCUAGGUGCAGCCAUGGCAAUGCUUGCUGGAAAAAACAUGGUGAAAAGAGGGAAUUUCUUGGAAGCAUUUUUGUUUAAUCCGCCAUAUGUAUCUCCCCCUGUUGAGAGAAUAAAAAAUAAGAGAGUAAGGCAUUGUUGA
This is a messenger RNA of Gossypium arboreum, 629 nucleotides long. Its product is annotated as GDSL esterase/lipase At4g10955-like. Gene Ontology annotation, biological process: lipid metabolic process. Lineage: Eukaryota; Viridiplantae; Streptophyta; Magnoliopsida; Malvales; Malvaceae. The transcript has a single exon. The record is from RefSeq and is a predicted model, not a curated record. Bases 3 to 629 code for a protein of 208 amino acids.